AUGAUGGGCAAGGCUGGCGGCUGCACUCGCAACCUCACACCGCAGCCUGACGCACACACGCCCAGCGUCACUCGAGACUCGGCUUCCAGUGUUCAGGUCCGAAGGCCGCUCUUCCCCGGAGCCAGGCAUGUGUGUUUAAAGCUGUGCAUCUGUCUGAGAGCCUCGGUUUCCCUUUCAAUGGGAGACGCGCAUUCUCGGAUCAGCGCAGCCUUCCCGGGCCACGGGGCACCUCCGCCCCCACCGCGGCUCAUCCCCCUUAAUGAGCUCGGUUUGCCCCAGGAGGGAAAACAUCCGAUCAAACUUGGGGAAAGCGUGUUCUUCGGGAAGAAGGAGACAACCAGAUUACGCUUCUCAUCAAAGUUGAGUUUUCCUCUAAUGGAUCUCAGAAAAGGACGGCAUGAUGGCUCUGCAGGAAAACGGGGUGGGGGGCCACGGAGGCCAGACGUCCAGCCGGCCCGCUGGAGACGCAGGCGUCCACGGUCUCCGCGGGGAGCUCACCCCUCCACACUUGCCGUGUGGACGCCUCCACCCCAAGCCCGUCACCGAUGCUGCUCUGGCCGCACGCAGGUCCCAGGACCGCCCGGCGCUGCCCCCCACCCACCUGUGGGGAUGCCGUCUCUUCUUGGCAGGGUCCUGGGUGCAGCGGCCGUCAUCACUAACUUAUUAGAUCUUCAGGCAAUUAGCUGA
Molecule: messenger RNA, 687 nt
Organism: Rangifer tarandus platyrhynchus (Svalbard reindeer)
Lineage: Eukaryota; Metazoa; Chordata; Mammalia; Artiodactyla; Cervidae
Source: the annotation of a GenBank genome assembly